CCUUUGAGCCCGGGUGUGACGAGGUGUUGUUGGUUCCUGGUGGGCGGGGCCUAAUGUCUGUAAACAGAUAGCAUAUUAGCAUGUAGCUCAGCAGCAGCACCGACACAGCUAAUUAACGGACUCCCGGUGCCGCUGCUCCCGGUCUGACAGGAAGUCUGCUGACAGGAGAGGAUCCUUCGACCUGCUGCAUACCACCACAGAAGAAGAAGUUAGUCUCAGUUUACAUUGAGUCAUGUUCAGAGUCAGAUAGAAGUUUUGUCUCAGAGGGACGAGGUCAUCCAGGGUUGCCUGGGGGCCAUGUUGGCUCAGCCCCCGUCUGACACCGACUUCCUGAAGCUGCUCCUCAACACGUGAAGUUCAUCCCCUGCACACGUGUUCUUAGUGCUUCAGCCGUCUGGCCUUGUGUCGUCAUGGCGGGGUCGAGCGCGGCGGCGGAUCUGCUGAUGGAAGGGGGGGGGCCUCCUCACAAAGAGCUGAGCAAGAAGACCCUGGAGGAGGAGGGGGGGGAUACUGCUCUACCUGUUACAGUCCUGCAGAAGAAGAAGGAGGAAGAAGAGGCCACGCCCACUCCGCCUGAUUCGUCCUCGCUGUCGUCAGAAAACGGGACGAUGACGGCCGUCACCACCGAAGAAGAAUCUCUGUCCACGCUCCUCAGACACAGCAGUCCGGACGGGGGGCGAGAGACAGACGUGGAGCUGGAGGAGGGCUCUUCGAUGCUGGGGGCCUCUGAGGAGCAGAGAGGCUCCAUGGACUCAGCCUCCUUCUCCCUCCCCAGCCUGGAGCUCUCUGAAGGGGGUCUGGCUGCAGGAGGAGGGGCGGAGGGCUGCUCCGCCAUGGCGGUGGGGGCCAGCAAGGCCCCCCCGCUGAAGGAGGGGGAGACGCUGGAGGCUGAGGGCGGCGCUGCAGCGGCUCCGGAGGCGGGAGCCUGCAUGCCGGCGUACUACCUGGUGAAGUGGAUCAGCUGGAAGGAGAAGAAGACGCCCAUCAUCACUCAGAGCGAGAACGGGCCGUGUCCGCUGCUCGCCAUCAUGAACACACUGUUCCUGCGCUGGAAGGCGAAGCUCCCGGCGCAGACUGAGGUGGUCACUGCUGAGGACCUGAUGGCUCACCUGGGAGAGUGUGUGUUGUCUGUUACACCCAGAGAGAAGGCCGAGGGCAUGGAGCUCAACUUCCAGCAGAACAUGAGCGAUGCAAUGGCAGUCCUGCCAAAGCUCUCCACAGGUCUGGACGUUAACGUUCGUUUCACCGGAGUCACAGACUUCGAGUAUACGCCUGAAUGCAUCGUGUUCGACCUGCUGAAUAUCCCGCUGUACCACGGCUGGCUGCUGGACCCCCAGAGUCCGGAGACGGUGGCGUCGGUGGGCAAAUUGAGUUACAACCAGCUGGUGGAGAAAAUCAUCGACUACAAACACUCUGCAGACAGUAGCCGAGUCAGUGAAGGUCUUGUUGCAGAGCAGUUCCUGGAGUCCACAGCGACGCAGCUGUCAUAUCACGGUCUGUGUGAACUCAACGCCACGGCAACCGAGGGAGAGAUCUCCGUGUUUUUCAGGAACAACCACUUCAGCACCAUGAUCAAACACAAGGGCCACCUGUACCUGCUGGUGACGGACCAGGGCUUCCUGCAGGAGGAGGGUCUGGUGUGGGAGUCUCUUCACAAUGUGGAAGGCGACGGGAACUUCUGCGACUCGGAGUUCCGGCUGUGUCUCCCCCCCCAGAGAGCGCCGGCCGCCCUGCAGCCCAGCAAGCAGGAGCAGCAGAGGCAGAUCGACCAGGUGACACAGGACUACCUGGUGGCAGUGUCCCUGCAGCAGCAGCAGGGCGGGGCCCCGGGGCCCCUCAGCGACCUGGAGCUGGCCCGACAGUUGCAGCAGGAAGAGUACCAGCAGCAGCAGCAGCAGCAGCAGCAGCAGCAGCAGCAGCAGCAGCAGCAGAACCAGCAGGGGGCGCCGCAGCCCACACAGCAGGCCAGAGGACAGGGGGCUCAGCAGGGCGGAGCCAGAAGAAGAGAGAAGGACUCAGACUGCACCCUCCUAUAGAGACAGACACACACACACACACACACACACACACACACACACACACUCAGCUCGAUGCCAAACCCCCAGUGCUUUGUUGUUCAGACGUGAUUUCUCCGGGUUGUUGCUCUGUAAAGACGGGUGUCUGAUGAAGGUUAUUAUAAAGAGUCAUAACAGAUUUAUUUAUGGUCAAUAAAAUCUUUAAUAAAGAUUAGAAAAAUACCUUUAGGAUAUCAGGGUGGAGAGAAGUAUUGAGAGGAUGUAAAGAAUAGAAAAGUCAUAAUUUCUUCUGGUAUGAAACUGAUCGAAGUGAAGCAGCAGAACUCAGAGGCUACCUUUAAAGUUCUAAGAAUGAAUUAUUAUUACUUAACCAAUUAAUUGUAAUUAAGGAGUUUUUCUCAAAUUUUUCAUCCACUUCUCAAAGAUCUGAAUUAUUUCUAUUCUUCUUUCGAGUUCACACUUGUAUUCCUGACAUUUACCCCUGUAAUUUUAGGAAAGUAUGUAUUUAGCAUUUAACAGCUUUUCCCAUCAAGUCGCGUCUAAACCAGCAUUCAUUAUAUUUAAUGUGUUGGCCAUAAAUACGUCUGUUAUUCGUGUCAUUAGGGAGGGAUUUGUGAACACAGGGAAGGAAAGCUGUGACGUAUUUAAUGCAAAUGAAAGGAUUUCACUACAAAACUAAAAACGCCUCGGUCUGCGGAAUAUGUGUCAUAAGGUUAAUUAUAUUUACUGCAGAUUCAAAUUAAACUGUACAUUGAUCAAUCCAAACCUCCUUCAGGUUUUACCUUUUUUCCACUGCAGGUUUUGAAAGAGAAAAUAACUUCAAUAAAAGCCUACAUUUUAAACGUAUGACCUUAUAUAUCAUAACAUCUGACUAUUAUUUCUAUUUCUGAAUCACAAUCUGAUCAUUUCUAUUUUACAAGUUAGUAUAUCAUAUUUAUGAUUAAAUAUCUAAUAAUUUUGACCUAAUAAAUCAAACACAUAACUCAUCUCUAAAUAAGAUAAUUAUGGAAUGGACCACAUUCUGUCCUAAAACUCAGAAUAUGACUUCAUAUGUCAAUUUGAUUUACUAACUAAUCAUUUCUCACAUUCAUGAAAUGGUGUUCUGUAAUUAUCUCUGUAUAAUCAUGUCUUUAUGAAAAAACAUUACAUUAUACCUGAUGUAGAACCUGCUGUGGAACAAACGUGAGGAACCUGUUGGGAUGAAUUUCAAAAUAAAACAUGUUUAAUAUCUGCUGAAACUGAUUUUCAAAAUAAAACAUGUUUAAUAUCUGCUGAAACUGAUUUUCAAAAUAAAACAUGUUUAAUAUCUGCUGAAACUGAUUUUCAAAAUAAAACAUGUUUAAUAUCUGCUGAAACUGAUUUUCAAAAUAAAACAUGUUUAAUAUCUGCUGAAACUGAUUUUCAAAAUAAAUCUUCCUGUUUUGAAGCCACGUGCUUAAACCAAGUAAUAAAUACGUUUCUGUCGCUGAGCAAACUUUUCCCAUCAUGCCUCUCUGCGUGUGUUCGGAGGCGCUGCCGGUACUUCUUGUUUGUUGUCCGGUGUUUUUAAACGUGUCUGACCGCCGCGCGCUGUUGCAGCUUUGUAUUUAAUUUGUCAUGAUGUCAAAUUAUCAGUAAAAACUAAAGAAAUGA
Messenger RNA from Eleginops maclovinus (Patagonian blennie), 3647 nucleotides. It is a transcript of the gene mindy1, whose product is annotated as MINDY lysine 48 deubiquitinase 1. The record is from RefSeq and is a predicted model, not a curated record. Gene Ontology annotation, molecular function: cysteine-type deubiquitinase activity; K48-linked deubiquitinase activity; cysteine-type carboxypeptidase activity. Gene Ontology annotation, cellular component: cell periphery; cytosol. NCBI's taxonomy places the organism in Eukaryota, Metazoa, Chordata, Actinopteri, Perciformes, Eleginopidae. Bases 411 to 2036 code for a protein of 541 amino acids. Gene Ontology annotation, biological process: protein K48-linked deubiquitination. The transcript has 12 exons.